Messenger RNA from Spodoptera litura, 1013 nucleotides. It is a transcript of the gene epsilonCOP, whose product is annotated as coatomer subunit epsilon. Gene Ontology annotation, cellular component: COPI vesicle coat. Gene Ontology annotation, biological process: intra-Golgi vesicle-mediated transport; endoplasmic reticulum to Golgi vesicle-mediated transport; retrograde vesicle-mediated transport, Golgi to endoplasmic reticulum. Gene Ontology annotation, molecular function: protein binding; structural molecule activity. The record is from RefSeq and is a predicted model, not a curated record. Lineage: Eukaryota; Metazoa; Arthropoda; Insecta; Lepidoptera; Noctuidae.
ACGUCAGUUAGUUGUCAAAAUGGCACGUCAGCAACAAGAUGUUGAUGAGCUUUUUGAUGUUAAAAAUGCAUUUUAUGUUGGAAAUUACCAACAAGCAAUAAACGAGGCGCAGAGCGUAUCGCCAUCAACACCGCUCAUAGCCCUCCAACGCGAUGCAUUCCUGUAUCGAUCGUACAUCGCCCAAGGCAACUAUAGGAUCGUGCUGCAAGAACUUAAGACUGCGGAUCCUAUGCUGCAGCCUUUGAAAACAUUAGUGGAGUACCUGUCACCCGGUGCUAACAAACCGGCUAUUGUUGCUGACAUUGAUGCUCGCGUGGCUAAAGGCACAGAGUUGACCAAUGAGAUUUUCCUAAUUGUAGCGGCUAGCAUCUACUACCAUGAGGACAAUUACGAAGCAGCUCUAAAAAUCCUCCACAAUGCUGAGUCUCUAGAACUCCGUGCAUUCACAUUGCAGUGUCUCCUGGCUAUGAACAGACCAGACCUGGCUCGCAAGCAGCUCAAGUUGCUGCAGGAUAUUGAAGACGACAGCACAUUGACACAGCUUGCACAAGCAUGGCUUAACUUGUCGCAGGGUGGACCAGGAGUGCAGGACGCCCACUAUAGUAUAAUGGAGCUGUCGGAGAGACUGGGCGCGCUAGGACCCGGGCCUGCCGCCGUCGGAGCCGCCGCUGCUGCAUCCAGAGGUAUGUGGGAGGAAGCGGAGCAGAUGUUGUCGGAGGCGCAGGUCCGCGCUCCGCAGCAGCCCGACCUACUGCUGGGGCUCGCUGUCACUGCUGCACAUAGCGGGAAGGCACCCGAGGUAUUCAACCGCUACAUCGCCCAACUUCUGGACAGUCACCCAGACCACCCAUUCACCAAGGAGCACCACGCGAAGACCAACGAAUUCAAGCGUCUCGCCGCCCAAUACCAGCCGUCGGUGCCAAGCUAAACAAUAUUGCUAUAGGAAUAGAGUUGAUUAUCACUUGGAUUUAUGUAAUGUAUGUGUACUGAAAGAGUCUAUAUUAUUAUCCUAU